This is a messenger RNA of Coregonus clupeaformis (lake whitefish), 589 nucleotides long. Its product is annotated as collagen alpha-2(IV) chain-like. Bases 74 to 589 code for a protein of 171 amino acids. The record is from RefSeq and is a predicted model, not a curated record. The transcript has 5 exons. Lineage: Eukaryota; Metazoa; Chordata; Actinopteri; Salmoniformes; Salmonidae.
CUUAUCUCUAGCUCCACAGUACCUCGUAUUCUCCAGGGCUCCAGACAGGGCGGCGCUCCCCUACCCCGACAGUAUGGAGAAGGGUCAGCAGUAUAGAAAUCAGUAUGGAUCCCCCCAGGACAUCCCAGCUCCCUCCUACCCCGGCCCCCCAGCAGCCUACGGCUUCCAGGGAGGGGACAGGGGUGCAGCCUACCCCGCUCAGCCUGGCUUCCAGGGAGGUGACAGGGGAGCAGCCUACCUCACUCAGCCUGGCUUCCAGGGAGGUGACAGGGGAGCAGCCUACCUCACUCAGCCUGGCUUCCAGGGAGGUGACAGGGGAGCAGCCUACCCCACUCAGCCUGGCUUCCAGGGAGGUCCCCAACCCAGCAUGUACCCACCACCUCCCCAGUACAGCAUGGGCAUGGCACAACCUACAAAUGCCCCCGGCGUAACCCAGAUGGUGGUGAUGCAGCAGCAGCUGCCUAGAGACGUGCCCAGCCAGAUGACGUAUCCCCAGUGUCAGGUCCAGGUUCUGACAGAGACCACAUACGACGUAGAACACCGCUGCCCCAACUGCAAGACAGUGAUCCACGUCUACAGACGCAUGUGA